Sinocyclocheilus rhinocerous is the source of this 306-nucleotide messenger RNA. Its product is annotated as arf-GAP with Rho-GAP domain, ANK repeat and PH domain-containing protein 3-like. Gene Ontology annotation, cellular component: cytoplasm. Gene Ontology annotation, molecular function: phosphatidylinositol-3,4,5-trisphosphate binding. The annotation marks the transcript as partial. Lineage: Eukaryota; Metazoa; Chordata; Actinopteri; Cypriniformes; Cyprinidae. The record is from RefSeq and is a predicted model, not a curated record. The transcript has 2 exons.
GAUGCUUAUCCCAAAGGUGUGAUUCCCUUAGCUGCCAUACAGAUGGCCCGUGUAGCCAAAGACAAUAAAUUUGAGGUUGUCACAAGUCACAGGACAUUUGUCUUCCGAGCUGAUAAUGAUGUUCAGAGGAGCAAAUGGUGCAGCACGUUGCAGGAGCGGGUCAAAGAACAGCUGGUUUUCGGCCGCCCAUGUUUUGGCCCCGGCAGUCACUGCCAAAAGAUCGGCUUCCUGGAGCUCAAAGGAACUAAGUCUAAGAUCUACACAGCCAUUAUUAUGGAGCAGAUCUGGUUGUACAAGAGUGAGCAG